AUGCUUUCACAGUACUACCUCGCCAUGCUCGCCACUCUAGCAGCUGGCAGCUCAGCAGCGGCCCUCGAACCCCGUCAACCCACAUGCACCUUCAAACUCGGAUAUUUACACACCCAGAACCCAGUUGGAGGAGGAGACGUGAACCUUUCCUGCCAUGCCACUCUCGACUACGGCGAUGGCCGCAAGGAGAACCUAUCCGAAAAGUGCAACGAGGUCAGUCGUGACCACUGCUACGAAUCGCAGCUGCCCUUCAAAAUCUGUAUUGUCACCAACACUGAUAAUACCGAUGGCUAUUUGGACUAUGCUAAUAAGCAUCGUGACUUUAACGAGGAGGGUUGCUCGAAGGACGGCUGGGCGAACCCGGUUGGUGCGAGCAACGAGGUUACUUGCACUUUUCCCUGUGAUUAG
Aspergillus campestris IBT 28561 is the source of this 408-nucleotide messenger RNA. RefSeq lists its product as uncharacterized. Bases 1 to 408 code for a protein of 135 amino acids. NCBI's taxonomy places the organism in Eukaryota, Fungi, Ascomycota, Eurotiomycetes, Eurotiales, Aspergillaceae. The record is from RefSeq and is a predicted model, not a curated record. The transcript has 3 exons.